UGUACUGUUUGAAGAGGAAGUUGGCCGUUGUCUCCGUUGAUCAUCGACACCAGCAGAUCACCAGCAACCAGCACCAGUAGCGACAAGUAUCGACCUGAAGCUGCAGCGCAAAGCAGGACCGUCAACAUGACCAGAUGUCUGAUAAGCAAGUCGGAGGUGCAAGGCUUCAUCGAGAGGUGUAUGACAAGCGUGGGCACCAAGCAGCAUCAUGCACGCAGCCUGGCCGAGGUGCUGGUGGAGGGAGACCACAGGGGCCACUUCAGCCAUGGACUCAACAGGAUGGAUAUGUAUGUAAAGGACGUCGAGACAGGAAUCUGCGCCAAGGACGGUGAGCCGGUGGUGGAGAAGGAGAGUGCAGCCACAGCAUUGGUGGAUGGGAAGAACCUCCUGGGUCCAGUGGUGGGAAACUUCUGCAUGAAACUCGCCAUGAAGAAGGCAAAAGAAGCGGGCAUUGGCUGGGUGGUGGCACACGGUUCCAACCAUUUCGGUAUCGCCGGAUACUACUCAAUGCAAGCUCUGAAGGAGAACAUGAUUGGUAUGUCAUUUACCAACACAUCCCCACUGGUGGUUCCCACACGCGGUAAAGAGUGCACUUUGGGCACCAACCCCAUCAGCGUGGCAGCUCCGGCUAAAGACGGAGACAGCUUUGUUCUGGAUAUGGCCACAUCAGCAGUAGCACUUGGAAAGGUGGAGCUCCAUGACCGGCGUGGAGACACCAUCCCUGAGGGCUGGGGCUGUGACGCUCAGGGCAAGCUCAGCACCGACCCUAAGAAAGUUCUGAGCGGAGGAGGACUGGUGCCCAUUGGCGGAAGUGAAGCCACAGGAGGGUACAAAGGCUAUGGUCUUGGAAUGAUGGUGGAAGUGUUCUGUGGUAUCUUGGCUGGUGCCCAGUACAGCAACCACAUCCGUACGUGGAAAGUAACAGACCGUGUUGCAAACCUGGGUCAGUGUUUCGUGGCGAUUAACCCAGAGAACUUUGCUCCCGGAUUCGGCGACAGGAUGUCAGACCUUCUGUCCAUCCAUAGAGGGAUGGAGCCUGCUGACUCCGGCGCUCCCGUUUUGACUGCUGGAGAUCCAGAGAGGAUGAACAUGAAGGAGUGUGAGGAAAUGGGUGGAAUCCCCUACCACAUCAAUGUUGUCAACCACAUGAACGAAUGUGCCAAGAGAGUUGGGGUCAGCUCUCUGCUGCCGUGUGACAAUGUCAUCUCCAAUUAGUCCGUCCAGUCCAGAUUCUCUGCGUUGGAAAUCCGCAACAUCUGCUCAUCUAGAAGUUCACAUUGACCUGCUUGGGAAUGUAACCUUGUUCACGUACAUUAUACAUGUAUCUCAUUUUAUUCAUUUUCAAAGUCCAUACAAGUUUCAAUGAAAAAAAAAAAGCAUUAUAAUAACCAUGACAUUUGUCACAUAACAAUGGAAAUACCAAAGCAUUUUCUUUUCUUAAGGGACUCCUUGAAACAUGUUUUUUCUGUCUGAAGAUACUGCAUCAAAAUGUUAAUUUAGACAUGUCUUCAAGAUGCUCUAUCUCUGACAGCAAAAUGUGUGCAUUCCAUGUCCAACGCUGUCGUAAAUCGUUUGUUGUUAUUAACUUUACAGUUGGACCGUUCCCUGUUGAGCUGUUUUACUUUGUUGCAGUUGUAAUGCAGUGCAAUUGUAUAACUGUGUGGUAAUCUAGCUACUGUGUGAUGCCUAACAACGUCUUAUUUUAAUACUGACAUUGAAAUAUGACUAUGAGAAUGUUUUUCUGCUUUUAUAAAGUUCAAGUACCCUUUUUACUCAAAGGUCAUCAAAACACCAUUCAUAUGUGCCUUAUUCAAUAAAAGCCUGAUUAACCAAAA
This is a messenger RNA of Anarrhichthys ocellatus (wolf-eel), 1835 nucleotides long. RefSeq lists its product as uncharacterized. Gene Ontology annotation, molecular function: oxidoreductase activity. The coding region runs from base 127 to 1215 and encodes 362 amino acids. NCBI's taxonomy places the organism in Eukaryota, Metazoa, Chordata, Actinopteri, Perciformes, Anarhichadidae. The record is from RefSeq and is a predicted model, not a curated record. The transcript is spliced from 11 exons.